UGGGACACUGUCAUCAAGGCUGCCAUGAGGAAGUACCCAAACCCAAUGAAUCCCUGUGUUGUGGGAGUGGAUGUCUUGGAGCGGACUGUGGAUGGCUACGGCCGGCUUCAUAGCCACCGCCUGCUCAGUACUGAGUGGGGGCUGCCUACUCUUGUGAAAGCGGUUUUGGGAACCAGUAGGACUUUGACAUACAUCAGAGAACAUUCUGUUGUGGAUCCAGUGGAAAAGAAAAUGGAACUUUGUUCCAGCAAUAUCACACUCACAAAUUUGGUUUCGGUUGAUGAAAGAUUGGUGUACAUGCCUCAUCCGGAGAACCCUGAAAUGACUGUACUCACCCAAGAGGCCAUCAUCACAGUGAAGGGCAUUAGCCUGCGCAGCUAUUUAGAAAGUUUAAUGGCCAAUACAAUAUCAUCCAAUGCGAAGAAGGGGUGGGCUGCAAUUGAGUGGAUAAUUCAAAAUUCUGAAGGCGCUGUAAGCUAA
Molecule: messenger RNA, 480 nt
Organism: Orycteropus afer afer
Lineage: Eukaryota; Metazoa; Chordata; Mammalia; Tubulidentata; Orycteropodidae
Gene: PRELID3A
Product: PRELI domain containing 3A
Exons: 5
Coding region: 25-480 (151 amino acids)
Biological process (GO): phospholipid transport
Cellular component (GO): mitochondrial intermembrane space
Molecular function (GO): phosphatidic acid transfer activity
Source: RefSeq, a predicted model, not a curated record